Rubroshorea leprosula is the source of this 1148-nucleotide messenger RNA. NCBI's taxonomy places the organism in Eukaryota, Viridiplantae, Streptophyta, Magnoliopsida, Malvales, Dipterocarpaceae. The record is from the annotation of a GenBank genome assembly.
CAUCUGCGUUUUUCAUUGAAAUCUCAAGGAAAUGAGCAACCUCAGCAGCAGCACCGUAAGCAACAGGAGCAAUGCAGUGGGAUUCCGAUUCCACCCGAGUGAUGAAGAACUCAUCAGUUUCUACCUGACAAACAUGGUGCUCGGCCGUGAUUCGGUGGUCCAAGACAUCACCAACGUCGGUGACAUCUGCGAGUAUGAACCCUGGGAGUUACCCAGAUUGUCGGCUCUGGAGUCAGACGAUGAAGUGUGGUACUUCUUUUGUAAACCAAACCACAAAUACAAAAACAGCACACGUUCCAACAGGACCACUAACAAGGGAUACUGGAAAGCAACGGGGAAACAACGCAAGAUAAAGGCUGAAAAUAGCACCAGAGACGUAAUAGGUAAGAAGAAGACUUUGGUCUUCUAUCUAGGAUCUAUUCGUAAUGGUGACGGGAAACGAACCUCCUGGGUCAUGCAUGAGUACGAGCUCACUUCCAAUAUUCCUAACCAAACGUCGUUUGUUCUCUGUAAAUUGAAGAAAAAGGAUGAUGCACCGGGUGAUGAAUACCUGCCAAGUUACCACCCAACUCCUGUUGCAGUGGAAGAUGAAAAUGAAAUUCCAAGGGGCACGUUUGACAUAUAUGAGGCUGGAGCCGAGCAGAAUGUACGUACAGCCGACGAGGAUGUGUACGGGUAUAUGAACUCGCUCCCUCCACUGCAGCCACAGAUGUAUUACCAGGAGCAGCAGGCUUCCUCUUCAUGGAAUUACCCGUAUGGCUUGAGCAGCGGCUAUGAUGCAACUCAAAAUCAUUACCCUCCUAGCAUCAAUGGAUGGGAGGAUGAGUUUUGCAGUUCUUUUUUUGCGGGUUACCCUGAAGCAUACCCUGGAGAAGGAAGCAAUCACCAUAAUUGAUUCAUCCUUGACCUGCAUUAUGGUAAUGUAUGAACAAUUACAUUAUAAGUAUUCUUAAGGGAAGACUGGAUCAGUCAGUAACAAUGUAUGUAUUGAAGUCAAGCAUAUAUAUAUUUUGCAUGUUUAUAUAUGGGUAAUGAUGUAUGGAUUGAAGUUUUUAAAUUUGAGUAUUGUAGUGUGUAGAUUAUUGUUGUUUAAUAUUCUAAUUUUAUUUUAGUUUGUUAAUUAUAUGUAAUAUAGUUUGAAUUGUAUU